UUAUAGUACACCGCUUAAGUGUUUCCGGUUCAAAAUUACGAAGAAAAAGCUGACUUUGUUUUAAACCGACUUGUACGAUGUCUAAGAAGAGUGGCAGAUAGAUUUGUAAUGAUGGCAAGUCCAAAAUCAGAUACAGAUGCAGCUGUGAGCCCUGUGAAAAGUUCCUUACAUUUAGCGGUGGCAGCACAGCUAGACCUUAGCAUGAUGGCACAGUUUGUCCAUAAAUGUAUACAGGAAGAUGAUCUCAGUAAACUUAGAGAAAGACUCAUGAAAAGACCAAAAGAAGAGCGUAAGAAGAUAGUGGACGAGAAAGUUCUAGGCAAUACACCUUUGUUUACUGCCAGUUACCGUGGCAAAGUCCAUUUUGUCAACUUCCUAUUGAAUGAGUGUGGAGCUGACGUGGAGAGCAAAGGAAUUUAUGAGGUUGAAGAAGACAGAUCAAAACACCAGGUAACGCCAUUAUGGUGUGCAGCAGUUGCUAACAAAAUAGAAGUAGUCAAAGCUUUAGUGGAACAUGGAGCUGAAAUAAAUAGUCCAUCUGAUACAGAAUCUACACCAGUUCGUUCAGCAUGUUACAUGACAAAUGUUGCGGUGAUCAAAUUCCUCGUCAAUCAUGGUGCCGAUAUACAUAAACCAAACUGUAAUGGGGGCACCUGUUUGAUUAAUGCCAUCCAGGAUGCUGACUUAUGCAAGUUCUUAAUCAAUCAAGGAGCAAAUGUGAAUGCGGUAGAUAAUUCAGGAAACUUGGCACUACAUUAUGCUAUACGUGAAGGGAUUGUGGACUCAGUAAAACUUCUGUUACAACAUAAUUCAGAUUUUACACUGAAAAAUGACUGGGGUGAUAAUGCACUACAAACAGCUGCAUUGCGAGGCAGUCAGAAUAUCGUGGAAAUUAUCCUAGAUAUGACACCUCAAACAACAGCUGAUGCCAUCCUAGCUUACGAGCUUCUAGGAACUAAUUUUGUUGAUGAGAAAAAUGACAUGGUUGCUGCUUUGACUGUUUGGAAAAAGGCAAUGAGCUUGAGAUAUCUGUUUGUCAGAGAACCAAUUCUUAAGGAAUUGCCCGAAAAAAAGUCAGUCUAUAAGAAUUUCAGUGAACCGCAGACUGUUGAAGAAUUGAACAAUAUAUAUGACCCUGAAGAAAUUCACAUGCUAGCAUUAUUAAUGAGAGAAAGGAUCCUGGGACCUCAGCAUAAAGAUACCACUUUUGGGCUGAUGUAUCGAGGAGCAGUCUACGCCGACUCUCAUAACUUUCAACGAUGCGUAGAUUUAUGGAAGUAUGCCUAUAGUCUGAGAUACCAGAAAGAUGAACCCCUCAAUCAAGAAUGUCUGUUCACGAUUCAGGCACUUGUGAAACUGUUUUGGGAGAUUCAGACGGAAGUCGAAUCCGGUGCAACUGACGACCUUAUUCAGCAGGAAGACGUUGUGCAAGUGUUCGAAAUUUUGUCAGAUCAAAUAAUUUCUGGGAAAGAAUCUAUAGACACAGAUAUGCAGGAAAAAGGCGAGGGAACAGCUUUAUCAGAAAAAGUGUCAGAUAUUCAGCUGCUUAUGCAGUUGUACUUGCAUAUGAUACACCUGUUCUCCCGGUCUGAGUGUUCAGAAACAAAUAAAGAGAAGUUCAUGAAGUUGGUGCAUAGAGUUUUAGUAAAAAACCCAUUAGGUAGCCAUGGAGAGACUUUGCUUCAUUUAGCAGUAGAUCCAAAAAUUUCCUUGACAAGUGAAGAAUUUUACUCGCCAUUUCCGUCUUUACAAGUUACUCAGAUUUUGGUAAGUUGCGGAGCGGACAUGAAAGCCCAAAGCAAUGAUGGAAGUACGCCUCUAUUAACUGCUGUCAAAGUGUUAAACUAUUCCGAUCCAACAGAAGAAAGUAUCAUAAAAUUUUUACUACAGGCCGGCUCACAUAUAGACGUGUAUAACAAUAUGGGAGAAAGUCCUUUCGUGCUCAUGGAAAGCCAGGGACUGCCAUUCUUCCCUUUAAACUACAUAAAUUUACGGUGUUUGUCCUCUAGAGUGAUAAUGAAAUAUGGAAUACCAUACAAGAAUGAGAUUCCACAAGCCCUUACUGCUUUUGUUGAAAUGCAUGGAAAGUGUAAAGCUGACUUGUGAUGUUGGACUCAUUUAGGAAAGAUAAAACUAAAUGUAUUCUAAUCAAACAUGGGCUGUGAUGAACCUGUUAAUUGUCCUGGUUUUUGUCAUUUUUUUUAAUAUUUGAAACUUUUUAUAUGGCGAUAUUCUGUAUAUGAACUAAAGACAAAUUAUUUUGCUGUCAUUCAACAGUUACUAGCUCUUUAUUCAAUUUAAAGGGAGGUAACUUGAUACAAUAUCUUAAGGAAGAAUAUAAUUAUUUCAUUAAUGCCAACUGAUUUCUUUUUCUUAUUUCUUGUUGUUACUCAGUUUACAAUAUUUAUAUUGUUUUUAUUUCCACUUACUUCUGUCAAAAUAUUGGAACAAGUAAUAACUGUUACCUUGAAAAGAAAAAAGAAUAUAAAUGAAUAAUUCUGUUGCAUUUGGUCAAUAAUAAUAGGUUAUUAGCUUUAUAUUAGGAAAUAUGCACGAGUUCUGCAAUGGAAAUAUCGUGCAACUUUAGGAGCACAAUAUUCUUCAGCUAAAGAACGAGAGCAUAUUUCCUGAUGCAAAGAUAAUAACCUUUUUAUUACAUUCGUAUCUACAGGUAUAAAUGUAAUGUAAAUAUUAUGAAUUUGUUCAAUAGCCUGAAAAAGAUUGACAAUAUUGAACUAAAUAAAAGCAUAAAUGCAACGACACACACUAAAUAACGUCACACACCCGAUAUGAAAUUUGGCAUCAGUGUAUGGAAAAAUAUUUACGUUUCCAGUACCAUUGUAACUUAACGGGCAAUAUGAGUAUGUGAUUUAUCUGAAUUUCAUAUAUGAUUUGAUCUAACCUAUUUUUAGCUCGACUAUAAGAAGUAUAAGGAGAGCUAUCCUACUCGACCCGGCGUCGGUGUCUUUCCGCGUCCCAACCUUGGUUAAAGUUUUUUUACACUUUCUCUUUUUUCAACUUAUCUCUGUAACUACUUGAUGGAUUUGAUUCAAACUUGAAAUAUUUAUUCUUCAUCAUCAUCCAAUCAUCUGACGUAAGGGCCAUAACUCUGGCACCAAUAUAUUCCUUGAAUUAUCCCCCCUUUUCACUUAGAUUUUCAGGUUAAAGUUUUGAUGCACUUACACUCUAUCUCUGUUAUUACUGAAUGGAUUUGAUUCAAACUUAAAAUAGUUAUUCAACGUCAUCACCCACAUCAUAUGACACAAGGUGCAUAACUCUGGCACCAUUUUUAGCUCAUCUGAUUUUUUGAAAAAAAAUGAUGAGUUAUUGUCAUCACUUGAGCGGUUGUCGGCGUCGGCGUUGCCUGGUUAAGUUUUAUGUUUAGGUCAGCUUUUAUCCUAAACUAUCAAAGCUAUUGCUUUGAAACUUGGAAUACUUGUUCACCAUCAUAAGCUGACCCUGUAUAGCAAGAAACAUAACUCCAUCUUGCUUUUUGCAAGAUUUAUGGCCCCUUUUGUACUUAGAAAAUAUCAGAUUUCUUGGUUAAGUUUUAUGUUUAGGUCAACUUUUCUCCUAAACUAUCAAAGCUAUUGCUUUGAAACUUAGAAUACUUGUUCACCAUCAUAAGCAGACCCUGUACAUCAAGAACCAUAACUCCAUCUUGCUUUUUGCAAGAAUUAUUGCCCCUUUUGGACUUAGGAAAUCAGUUUUCUUGGUUAAUUUUUUUGUUUAGGUCAGCUUUUAUCCUAAACUAUCAAAGCUGUUGCUUUAAAACUUGCAACACUUGUUCACCAUCAUAAGCUGACCCUGUACAGCAAGAAACAUAACUCCAUCCUGCUUUUUGCAAGAUUUAUGGCCCCUUUUGGACUUAGAAAAUAUCAGAUUUCUUGGUUAAGUUUUAUGUUUAGGUCAACUUUUUCUCUUAAACUAUCAAAGCUAUUGCUUUGAAACUUGCAACACUUGUUCACCAUCAUAAGCUGACCCUGUAUAGCAAGCAACAUAACUCCAUCCUGCUUUUUGCAAUAAUUAUUGCCCCUUUUGGACUUAGAAAAUCAUUUUCUUGGUUGAGUAUUAUGUUUAAGUCGACUUUUCUCAUAAACUAUCAAAGCUAUUGCUUUAAAACUUGCAACAGUUUUUCACCAUUAUAAGUGGACACUGUACAUCAAGAAACAUAAUUCUAUCCUGCUUUUUGCAAGAAUGAUGGCCCUUUUUAGACUUAGAAAAUCGUGGGUAGGACAAUAUUUCUAUUACACAAAAAAAAUCAGAUGAGCGUCAGCACCCGCAAGGCGGUGCUCUUGUUUCAUGAAUUAUUCCCCCUUUUUACUUAGAAUUUCAGGUUAAAGUUUUGGUGCACUUUCACUCUAACUCUGUUAUUACUGAAUUGAUCUGAUUCAAACUUAAACAAUUGUUCAACAUCAUUACCCUUAUCAUAUGACACAAGGUGCAUAACUCUGGGAGCAAUUUUUCAUGAUUAUUUCCCCUUUUUACUUAGAAUUUUAGGUUAAAGUUUUGAUGCACUUUCACUCUGUCUCUGUUAUUACUGAAUGGAUUUGAUUCAUACUUAAAAUAGUUGUUCAACAUCAUCACCCACACCCUAUGACGCAAGGUGCAUAACUCUUGGCACCAAUUUUUCAUUAAUUAUUCCCCCUUUUUACUUAGAAUUUUAGGUUAAAGUUUUGAUGCACUUUCACUCUGUCUCUGUUAUUACUGAAUGGAUUUGAUUCAAACUUAAAAUAGUUGUUCAACAUCAUCACCCACACCAUAUGACACAAGGUGCAUAACUCUGACACCAAUAUUUAAUGAUUUAUGCCCCUUUUUGCUUAGGAUAUUCUUAUAUAGUGUUUUGAUACAUUUUAUCUUUACCUCUCUUAUUACUUUAAGUUGAUAUUUUUGACAUAGACUCAGGCUAUUGUGCAAUAUCUUCAUCCACAAUUGGAGUCAUUAAACACUCCAGUGACAGCUCUAGUUUCCUCAGAUGUGCCCAGUUUCACUAUCCAGCAUCAAAAUAGUUGAGCGCGCUGUCCCCUGUGACAGCUCGUGUUGGUCAAUGUAUUAUAUGGUUAGAAGUUUAAUUUUGUUUGCACUCAAAUUUUUGUGAUUACAAGUUCACAAAACAUCACAGUACUCACAAUCGUGUUCAACUGCUUUAAUAGAAAUUUUAUAUACAUAAAACCACCUGGGUAUUUUUUCAUCGAGAUUUUGUGGAGUCACAAGAAAUUAAAUUGUGUUUCAAAAAUUAUUGAUAAGAUAUCAGCAUUUGAUUUAAAUCUGUAAACCAAUCUACUGUGUAAAAACAUCAUCAUUAGAUGCAUACUGUGUAAAACCGACCAUCAAUUAAUGUGUAUUUGCAGCAGAAUGCAGAUUGAAACUGAAAGUUGAAAACAGGAAAACUGUUGACAUUUCCAUAUCAGUUUUUGCACUCGCAGAACUCUGUGAGUUGAGGUAUAAGACACACAUUUUUAUGCUAAAGGAAGGGCGAACAUAUAGUUACCCGUCCGUCCAUCACUCUUUUGUCUGGAGUAUAACUUGAAAAAUAUUUAUGGCAUUUGAUAGAAACUUCACAUAAUCAUAGAGGCCAUUAAGACAAAAUCAUCUCUACCUUACCUAGUUCAGUCUCCCUUUAUUAUACAAAAGGCUUGUCUGGAGCAUUACUUGAAAAGUAUUAAUGGCAUUUCAUUGAAACUAAAUGGUUAGAGGUCAUUGACGGGAAGUGCAGUGUCAAAGAACCAUAACUCUACCUUACCUAGUUUUUGAAUUAUCUCCCUUUAUUAUACAAAAUAAGGCUUGUCCGGAGCAUUACUUGAGAAGUAUUAAUGGCAUUUCAUUGAAACUUCACAAAAUGAUAGAGGCCAUUGACGAGAAAUGCAGUGUCAAAGAACCAUAACUCUACCUUACCUAGUUUUUGAAUUAUAUGUCUUUAUUAUAUAAAAUAAGGCUUGUCCAGAGCAUUACUUGAAAACAAUUAAUGGCAUUUCAUUGAAACUUAACAUAAUCAUAGAGGCCAUUGACAGGAAGUGCAGUUCCAAAGAACCAUAACUCUACCUUACCUAGAUUUUGAAUUAUCUCCCUUUAUUAUACAAAAUAAGGCUUGUCUGGAGCAUUACUUGAAAAGUAUUAAUGGCAUUUCAUUGGAACUUCACAAAAUGAUAGAGGCAAAAAUUACACUUAAUGAUAUGUCCCUUGCUUCAAAGAAGUAUAAAAUACCCAGAAUGGCAACUGGCUGUAAUCUCGCAUGAUCUCGUGUCAGAGCGUCAAUCGGCGUUAUCUUAGUAAAAACAAACAUCGGCGAGCAUGGAGUUACAAAUUGUACCUUUAAAACUACAUUUGAAAUACAUGUUAGCUUCUAAAACAACAUUAGUUUAAUGUGAAAUAGUCUUAAGACACAAAGUACACGUUUUUUACCAUCAAAAGAAGCGUGGUCAUACAGUGAUAAUUAAUUUACCGAUGAAUAAUUUCUUUCGCAUACCAAAUGGCACGUAGAGAACGCGUCACUUCGGGUAAACGAUAUCUCAUUCAGUUGUCACCUUUUUUUGGCGAGAUUUGCUCUAUAUGCCUUUCAAGUUACCGAUCUAUUUAUUUUUAUAGCUCUUUGCUUGCUUUAAUUAUCUCCCUUUAUUUAAUUCUCUUCUUUUUAUUAUCUCCAUUUUUAAAACAAAAAAAUUUUGGGUUUCUUAUACAUUACUCCCAAUAUUGGGACAAGCACAUGCAUCGGGGAGCAUCAUUCGGUUUCACCGAUUCCUUGCACAAAAUGUACACACAUUUUGUGAGAAUGUGAGCUUAAAUUUGAAUGCUGUAUUAUAUAGGGGUAUCAUAAUUGCAGUCCAUGUAGUUAACUCUGAAUGAGAUGAAAUUGAAUGAAAUUUAAAAACAGUUGAAAAGUGCUUUUUUUAUGUGUAUUACUUGAAAUCAGAACAGAUUUAAAUACAUAAUGUAUGCUAGUAUUUGAGUUUUGCUAGUAUAAAUCUGUCUGGCUAUAGAGUAUUUUAAAAAAGUUCUCCUUAAAUGUUAAAAGAUUUGUACUUUUAACACAUCAUUAGCAAAAUAGAAUUUUCAUUAAAAUUUGACUCUGACUGUUGUAAAAUUAUAGGACAUUUAAGGAAAGAUGAGGUGCAGUUUUUUUUUUUAUUAGCUCACCUGUCACAUAGUGACAAGGUGAGCUUUUGUGAUCACGCAGCGUCCGUCGUCCGUGCGUCAGUCCGUCCGUCCGUAAACUUUUGCUUGUGACCUCUCUAGAGGCCAUAUUUCUCAAUGGAUCUUCAUGAAAAUUGGUCAGAAUGUUCACCUUGAUGAUAUCAAGGUCAAGUUCGAAAAUGGGUCACAUGCGGUCAAAAACUAGGUCAUAGGUCUAAAAAUAGAAAAACCUCGUGACCUCUCUAGAUGCCAUAUUUUUCAAUGGAUCUUCAUGAAAAUUGGUCAGAAUGUUAACCUUGAUGACAUCUAGGUCAGGUUCGAAACUGGGUCACGUGGGGUUAAAAACUAGGUCAGUAGAUCUAAAAAUAGAAAAACCUUGUGACCUCUCUAGAGGCCAUAUUUUUCAUGAGAUCUUCAUGAAAAUGGGUGAGAAUGUUCAGCUUGAUGAUAUCUAGGUCAGAUUCGUAACUGGGUCAUGUGCGGUCAAAAACUAGGUCAGUAGAUCAAAAAUAGGAAAACCUUGUGACCUCUCUGGAGGCCAUAUUUUUCAAGAGAUCUUCAUGAAAAUUGGUGAGAAUGUUCACCUUGAUGAUAUCUAGGUCAAGUUUAAAAGUGGGUCACUUGCCUUCAAAAACUAGGUCAUUAGGUCAAAUAAUAGAAAAACCUUGUGACCUCUCUAGAGGCCAUAUUUUUCAAUGGAUCUUCAUGAAAAUUGGUCAGAAUUUUUUAUCUUGAUGAUAUCUAGGUCACAUGUGCUCAAAAACUAGGUCACUAUGUCAAAUAAUUGAAAUAACGACGUCAUACUAAGUUCAACACUGGGUCAUGUGGGGAUAGGUGAGUGAUUCAGGACCAUCAUGGUCCUCUUGCACAAAUCCUUACAGUGAUAAACAGAAGAGAAAAUCUAAAUGUUACAAAGUCCUGCAGCCAGCAGUGUUAACCUGUCUCGAAAAAAACACAACCUCAACAUUUGUUGUUUUCAGAAACGUCCAAUGAGAUGUUAUGUGAUUUGAGACUUGUUUUGAAUCUUGUGAACUUAAGACAAAGCCCAUCACUUUAUUAUCAUUCAACUCUCAAGUACUUGCUUAAUUAGCUCACCUGUCACAAAGUGACAAGGUGAGCUUUUGUGAUCGCGCAGUGUCCGUCGUCCGUCCGUCCGUCCAUAAACUUUUGCUUGUGACCACUCUAGAGGUCACAUUUUUCAUGGGAUCUUUAUGAAAGUUGGUCAGAAUGUUCAUCUUGAUGAUAUCCAGGUCAAGUUCGAAACUGGGUCACGUGCCAUCAAAAACUAGGUCAGUAGGUCUAAAAAUAGGAAAACCUUGUGACCUCUCUAGAGGCCAUAUAUUUCAAAAAUAUUCAUGAAAAUUGGUCAGAAUGUUCACCUUGAUGAUAUCUAAGUCAAGUUUGAAACUGGGUCACGUGCCGUCAAAAAGUAGGUCAGUAGGUCUAAAAAUAGAAAAACCUUGUGACCUCUCUAGAGGCCAUAUAUUUCACAAGAUCUUCAUGAAAAUUGGUCAGAACGUUCACCUUGAUGAUAUCUAGGUCAAGUUCGAAACUGGGUCACGUGCCAUCAAAAACUAGGUCAGUAGGUCUAAAAAUAGAAAAACAUUGUGACCUCUCUAGAGGCCAUAUAUUUCACAAGAUCUUCAUGAAAAUUGGUCAGAACGUUCACCUUGAUGAUAUCUAGGUCAUGUUCAAAACUGGGUCACGUGCCAUCAAAAACUAGGUCAGUAGGUCUAAAAUUAGAAAAACCUUGAGACCUAUCUAGAGGCCAUAUAUUUCACAAGAUCUUCAUGAAAAUUGGUCAGAACGUUCACCUUGAUGAUAUCUAGGUCAAGUUUGAAACUGGGUCACGUGCCAUCAAAAUCUAAGUCAGUAGGUCAAAUAAUAGAAAAACCUUGUGACCUCUCUAAAGGCCAUAUUUUUCAUGGGCUCUGUAUGAAAGUUAAAUUGAAUGUUCACCUUGAUGACAUCUAGGUCAAGUUUGAAACUGGGUCAAGUGCGGUCAAAAACUAGGUCAGUAGGUCUAAAAAUAGAAAAACCUUGUGACCUCUCUAGAGGCCAUAUAGUUCACAAGAUCUUCAUGAAAAUUGGUCAGAAUGUUCACCUUGAUGAUAUCUAGAUCAGAUUCGAAACUGGGUCACAUGCACUUAAAAUCUAAGUCAGUAGGUCAAAUAAUAGAAAAACCUGGUGACCUCUCUAAAGGCCAUAUUUUUCAUGGGAUCUAUAUGAAAGUUGGUCUGAAUGUUCAUCUUGAUGAUAUCUAGUUCAAGUUCGAAACUGGGUCACGUGCGGUCAAAAACUAGGUCAGUAGGUCUAAAAAUAGAAAAACCUUGUGACCUCUCUAGAGGCCAAAUAUUUCAUGAGAUCUUCAUGAAAAUUGGUCAGAAUGUUCACCUUGAUGAUAUCAAGGUCAGAUUCGAAAGUGGGUCACAUGCCAUCAAAAAUUAGGUCAGUAGGUCAAAUAAUAGAAAAACCUUGUGACCUCUCUAGAGGCCAUAUUUUUCAUGGGAUCUGUAUGAAAGUUGGUCUGAAUGUUCAUCUUGAUGAUAUCUAGGUCAAGUUUGAAAGUGGGUCACGUGUCAUCAAAAACUAGGUCAGUAGGUCUAAAAAUAGAAAAACCUUCUGACCUCUCUAAAGGCCAUAUUUUUCAUGGGAUCUAUAUGAAAGUUGGUCUGAAUGUUCAUCUUGAUGAUAUCUAGGUCAAGUUCGAAACAGGGUCAUGUGCAGUCAAAAACUAGGUCAGUAGGUCUAAAAAUAGAAAAAACUUUGUGACCUCUCUAGAGGCCAUACUUGUGAAUGGAUCUCCAUAAAAAUUGGUCAGAAUGUUCACCUUGAUGAUAUCUAGGUAUCUAGGUCAAGUUUGAAACUGGGUCAUGUGCCUUAAAAAACUAGGUCAGUAGGACAAAUAAUAAAAAAACCUUGUGACCUCUCUAGAGGCCAUACUUUUCAUGGGAUCUGUAUGAAAGUUGGUCUGAAUGUUCAUCUUGAUGAUAUCUAGGUCAUGAUUGAAACUGGGUUAACUGCGGUCAAAAACUAUGUCAGUAGGUCUAAAAUUAUUAAAAUCUUUUGACCCCUCUAGAGGCCAUAUUUUUCAAUGGAUCUUCAUGAAAAUUGAUCUGAAUGUUGACCUUGAUGAUAUCUAGGUCAGUUUCGAAACUGGGUCACGUGCGGUCAAAAACUAGGCCAGUAGGAAUAAAAAUAGAAAAACCUUGUGACCGCUCUAGAGGCCAUAUUUUUCAUGAGAUCUUCAUGAAAAUUAGUGAGAAUGUUCACCUUGAUGAUAUCUAGAUAAAGUUCAAAACAGGAUCACGUACCUUCGAAAUCUAGGUCAAUAGGUCAAAUAAUAGAAAAACCUUGUGACCUCUCUAGAGACCAUAUUUUUCAAUGGAUUUUCAUGAAAAUUGGUCAGAAGUUUUAUCUUGAUAAUAUCUAGGUGACGGUUAAAACUGGGUCACAUGAGCUCAAAAACUAGGUCACUAUGUCAAAGAAUAGAAAAAACGACGUCAUACUCAACACUGGGUCGUGUUGGAAGAGGUGAGCGAUUCAGGACCAUCAUGGUCCUCUUGUUUUUGUAUUGUUAUUGUUCAUACAUAUUUUUGAUAAAUGAAAUUAUUAAAGCGAUUGAAGUCUGA
Mercenaria mercenaria is the source of this 10763-nucleotide messenger RNA. RefSeq names its product protein fem-1 homolog C-like. Gene Ontology annotation, biological process: ubiquitin-dependent protein catabolic process. NCBI's taxonomy places the organism in Eukaryota, Metazoa, Mollusca, Bivalvia, Venerida, Veneridae. Gene Ontology annotation, cellular component: ubiquitin ligase complex. The record is from RefSeq and is a predicted model, not a curated record. The transcript is spliced from 4 exons. Gene Ontology annotation, molecular function: protein binding. Bases 109 to 2106 code for a protein of 665 amino acids.